AAACUCCUUACGCAGGAACAUUGUGUACAUCACUUAUUUCAAUAGAUUACAGUCUUAAGUAAUGAUGAUGGGAUCCUGUGAAGCAGAGCUGUUUACAGAAAUUGACAAGCUCCGUGCUGAACUGCUAAACAAUGUCGAAGUCAUGCCAGGCUGCCAGCGGGUUGAGGAAGAAAUUACCUACAGGGAAAUUUUGAGCCGCAUUGAAAAUGUAAUCCUAGGAAUAGUGACAAGUCUUUCCAAAGAUGAGGCCCCUGUUCUGGCACUGCCCAACAGAUCCAGCUGGGCCAACAUCAGUUUUGACAGUGCCAUCGGGCUUCAAAUGAAUUCAGGAAGUUCUGUCACCAGCAUUAGGAGCGACAGUCCGUCGUCUGUUCGUAAAUUUGCGCAAAUUCUCAAGAUUUUCUUGGUGAUCUACAAACUUGUGCAGAGCAACUCGUAUGCGACCAAAAGAGACAUCUAUUACAACAAUACACAGCUGUUUGGUUCACAGAAAACUGUUGAUAGUAUAGUGGAUGAUAUUUCCUGCAUGCUAAAGGCUCCUCGCAGAUUACUGCAUGUGAUGGCCACGUCCAAGGGAUUGAUCUCAGGUGAUCUGUGUUAUCUGGAAGAGGACGGAACAAGGAUUGACUGUCGCUCCGGCUCUGCUGCUGUUGCAGUUUCAUCGAACAUUGCUGGGAUUAGAAAUAUUGUGUCAUCUGCGAAAUUUGUCAUGAUAGUUGAGAAGGAUGCAACGUUUCAGAGACUACUGGAUGACCACUUCUGUGCAAAGCUGUCUCCUUGCAUCAUAAUUACUGGUAAAGGUGUGCCAGAUGUGAACAGCAGGUUGAUGGUGAGAAAGCUUUGGGACACGCUGCACAUCCCCAUCUUCGCACUGGUGGAUGCCGACCCUCACGGAAUUGAGAUCAUGUGUAUCUACAAGUACGGAUCAGUGGCCAUGUCGUUUGAGGCCCACAAUCUGACCGUCCCCAGCGUUAUGUGGCUAGGCCUCCUCCCCUCUGACCUCCAGAGGUUGCGGGUUCCCGAGGAUGCCCUGAUCCCCCUCACCAAGAGAGAUGAAGACAAGCUUAGCAGCCUCCUUACAAGGCCAUAUCUAACCAGCCAACCUGACUGGCAGAAAGAGAUGGAACUGAUGCAGCAGACUAAGAUCAAGGCCGAAAUCCAGUCCCUAGCGGCCAUUGCCCCUGAUUUUCUCACCAACAUCUACCUGCCCAAUAAGCUGCGGUACGGGGGCUGGAUCUGAGCUCAAUGCUGCCUCCUGAUGG
Molecule: messenger RNA, 1262 nt
Organism: Etheostoma cragini (Arkansas darter)
Lineage: Eukaryota; Metazoa; Chordata; Actinopteri; Perciformes; Percidae
Gene: spo11
Product: SPO11 initiator of meiotic double stranded breaks
Exons: 13
Coding region: 62-1240 (392 amino acids)
Biological process (GO): meiotic DNA double-strand break processing; reciprocal meiotic recombination; meiotic DNA double-strand break formation
Cellular component (GO): nuclear chromosome
Molecular function (GO): ATP binding; DNA binding; DNA topoisomerase type II (double strand cut, ATP-hydrolyzing) activity
Source: RefSeq, a predicted model, not a curated record